AUGUUGUUCCCGUACGCAGUGAUGUUUGCGAUCGUUUAUUGUGCCCUCCGAAGCGAGCAGUACUUUUUCAACGGCAUCAAGUCUGGGCUCGAUGGGGAUCUGAAGAACUCGCUCUUUCUAAGUCGCGUCGGGCAGUGUGAGGGCCAGCGUCACUUGGCGAUUUAUCUGGCCGACGCUAGGAUUGCUCAGCAAAACAACACACACUACGUAGUGAGCGGUGUGUUGACGGUUCGCCGGAACAUCACGGGGCGCCCGCUGGCCGGUACGGUAGCGAUCAAAAUCUGUCACAACGCAACCAACUGCCGAUCGUUCGUGGAACCACCCGUAGCGGUGGGUGAUGUUUGCGAGCUAUUCCAGCAGGGUUCAUUGCGCAAUACGUCCUUUGGCGCUGUGCUGGCUCACAGUAUUCCGCGACUUGCGUGCCCGCUGUCGAGGGGACUCUAUCGGCUGAACGAUAUCCUGUUGGACUACAAACUAUUUCGUUACUUUGCGCCCCACGUGAGCAACAUCUGGCGCAUUGAUAUGUCCGGCGAAAGCGAUGGUAAGCGAGUGUUCUGCGUAAGGAUCGAGAUGUUCCUGUACAGCUGGGAGGAUAUGCUUCCAAGGUAUUAA
This is a messenger RNA of Anopheles bellator, 612 nucleotides long. RefSeq lists its product as uncharacterized. NCBI's taxonomy places the organism in Eukaryota, Metazoa, Arthropoda, Insecta, Diptera, Culicidae. The record is from RefSeq and is a predicted model, not a curated record. The transcript is spliced from 2 exons. The coding region runs from base 1 to 612 and encodes 203 amino acids.